Musca domestica (house fly) is the source of this 2501-nucleotide messenger RNA. RefSeq names its product transducin beta-like protein 3. Bases 109 to 2472 code for a protein of 787 amino acids. The transcript has 2 exons. Gene Ontology annotation, molecular function: U3 snoRNA binding; protein binding. The record is from RefSeq and is a predicted model, not a curated record. Gene Ontology annotation, biological process: endonucleolytic cleavage in 5'-ETS of tricistronic rRNA transcript (SSU-rRNA, 5.8S rRNA, LSU-rRNA); endonucleolytic cleavage to generate mature 5'-end of SSU-rRNA from (SSU-rRNA, 5.8S rRNA, LSU-rRNA). Lineage: Eukaryota; Metazoa; Arthropoda; Insecta; Diptera; Muscidae. Gene Ontology annotation, cellular component: 90S preribosome; small-subunit processome; nucleolus.
GGUUUGUGUCUGCACAUGUUUCUUUUUAUUUACAUUUUUGGACGUUGACAUAGCACCAUACCUUCGUACGAGAAUUAAAUUUUUAUAUUAAAUGAAAUAUUAAUUAAAAUGGCAUUAAACAUCAACGAAAAAAGUUUUGCCGUUCAGGCAAGUUAUGGCAAUUUCUAUGCUGGCGGAGAUGUCGCAUGGAGCAAAGAUGGAAAAUGGAUUUUCUGUCUAAAUGGAUCCGAAAUAACAAAGGUGGAUGUUCAAACGGGUUUGGUAAAUCGUUCAUAUGGUCUAAACUACAACGAGGAAGGUGAACGCAUAAAUACCGGUGCUGAGGAAGAGGAGAAUGAUGAUACAAUUUACUGUUUUGAUUUGUCGCCAAACCAAGAAUAUAUCGUUACAGUACAUCGUAGUAGUUUGUUGCGAUUAUGGCAUUUGCCCACAGGAAAAAUUGAGAAACUAUGGAAGAGUCAACACAAAGGACCGGUAGUAAAAGUAGCUUUUAGCAGCGAUGCAAAGUUGAUUUGUACAAGCGGAGCAGAUUCGACACUGAGAAUAUGGGACUAUGAUAACAGCAGAUGUUUGUGUGCGCUAAAAGAAUUUGUUGGACCCGCAAAUUUAGUUCAAUUUCACCCAAAUCCUGCCAAAAAAGAAAUAUUUGCUGCUGGAGCAGAUAAUGCCAUUUAUAAGUGGAAUUACGAGACGAAGGAAAUGCAAGCAAAGAUGAAGGGACAUUUGUCACAGGUUACUGGUUUUGAUUUCUCCGAUAACACUGUGGAAUGUAAAAAUCUGGUGUCUGUUAGCAGGGACAAGGUUUUAAUAGUUUGGAAUAUGGACGAUGGCAAGCAAUUGAAGGUAGUACCUCUGUAUGAAGAAAUCGUAGGUGUAUUCUACAAGGAUAAGACAAAUGCAAUAGUCGUUGGAUUAAACGGGAACCUAAAGCAAAUAAAUUGUGGCUCUGGAAAAAUAUCUGUGCUUUUGGAAAGCCAAGAAAAGGAGUAUGAGAUUAAUAAAAUGUUGAGGAAUGCCCUCAACAAUCAACUUGCGGUUGUAACGACAGAUCACAAUAUUUUAAUUUUUGAAAUGGAACCAAAAUUAAAGUGCUUCAAACAUCUGAUUGGAUUUAAUGAUGAGAUUUUGGAUAUUUGCUUCUUGGGUGAGUCAGAACAAUUCCUGGCUGUUGCUACGAAUAGCAAGCACAUCAAACUGUACGAUAUUGAAAAUGACAUGAAUUGUAAUAUCAUUGUGGGCCACAAGGACACGGUAAUGACACUAUCGUCUCCUGGAUCAAGCAAUUUGCUGCUGUCUGCUGGUAAAGAUUACAGCAUAUUCUUAUGGUCUUUAGAUAAAGAAAAUGCGACAUUAAAAUGUUUGGCGAAGAAUACCAGCAGUCAUACUGCAACUAUUGGUUGUAUUAGUUUUGGAUUUAACUGCAGCAACGUAUUUGCGUCGGUCUGUCAAAGUGGCAGCAUGAAGGUUUGGACAUUAAAAGCAAAACACAAACAAGAAGAGUACGAAUUUUUAAUCAAGUAUGCGGCUCUUGCACACGACAAGGAAGUGAACAGUGUCUCGUUUUCGCCAAACAACAAAAUUAUAGCAACUGCUUCGCAGGAUAAAACUGCUAAACUGUGGUCAGCGGACUCGCACAGUAUAAUUGGCACACUGCGCGGGCAUUCUCGCGGUGUUUGGAGUGUUCGAUUCUCACCCACAGAUCAAAUCGUGUUGACCACAUCUUCCGAUUGCAGUUUGCGCCUGUGGUCCUUGUCCAAUCUUUCCUGUCUGAAACGUUUGGAGCAAACUGCAACUGUUUUGAGGGCUGAAUUCAUAGAUCAUGGCAAAUAUAUCAUAUCUUCGGGUUCCGAUGGUCUUCUCAAGGUGUGGAAUAUAAAAACGAAUGCCUGUGUCCAGACUCUGGAUGAACAUGACGAUCGAGUGUGGUCUCUGGCGGUGUCUUCCAAAACUCAAAAGUACUUCUUCAGUGCUGCCGCCGAUUCCAAACUUAUCAAAUGGAAAGACAUUACUGAAGAGUGUAAAAAUUCCGAAAUAGAUAAACGUCAAGCUGAGCUGCAAGAAGAACAAUCAUUGCAGACGUUGUUGCACCAAAAUAAAAAUCUAAAGAAAGCAUUUGUUUUGGCUCUGAAACUGGGCAAACCUCGAGUGACGUACAAUAUUUUGAAUCAAUUUAUACAGAAGAGGCAACAUGCUGCUAUUGGCGACCUAAUAACACAAUUAAAUAAUGACCGUAAACUAAUAUUAUUGGAUCAUGUUAAGGUAUGGAGUUGUAAUGCUCGGUAUUCACAAGUUUCCAAUGUGGUGUUGCAUCAUCUGUUGAAUGAAAUGUUGGUUGAACCAUCAUUGCAAAGAUCACUCAAUGCCAAAAACCUGGUGGAAGUUGUUACACCAUAUGUACAGCGUCAUUUUAAGCGAGUAACCGAGCUAAGUAAAGAGCUAAAUUUCUUAGAUUUCAUUGUUCAAAAUAUUUAAAUAAAAUGUUAUAUUUUAUAUAAUUUCUA